AUGUCUGAGCGGGAUCAAUCCAGUCGCAAUGAACGCCCAUUCCUCUAUCCAUGGAACCGCCGUCUCCGGCACCUCCAUGGGGUUUCGUUGCGCAACCUCCAUAUCACCCCCCCAAGUCCCAAAACCAAGGGCAAGACCGCCGCAGAUGAUGACGCACCCUACGGCCUCGUCUCCCCAGCCAAGCGAGCCUUACGACAUGACACGGCUCCCUUGCACCAUUCACGUUCCUUCUCAGACCUGGUCACAUCCAUAGAUACACCUCCAAGUCCGCUCAACCGUCAGAAAGCGGCAACGUCCUACCAAAAGAAUGACAUCAAUACUAAAGCAAGGCCUGAGGGCACUCUGCGCAGAAGGAGUACUCUUCACUGGACCUCAGCAAGCCCUCGGGUGCGCCAGUCGAAACUGGAGGACAUGGUUGUCAACCGCCUGGCAGAUACAUGGAUAUCGAUACAUUGUUCAGGCGUCGACGAGCCUAUCUACAUAACCGAGGUCAUUGAACGCUCUAUGAAUCCUAGCUUCGCAUUUUUCGAUCUGGAUAGCAGCGGCCCCACAGUGUCGCGAUCAGACCAAUGUGUUGUACGUGUAUGGGCGAGAUCUACAAUAACCGAGAAAUAUUGUCUUCUUGUUGAGCUGGACGUAAACCUAAGGUCUUUGCAAUACAUUGGACGAAGCUUGGAGAAUUUUCACCAUCCACUACCGCAGAAUUGUAUUCUACUACAUCUAUCGGACGGUAUCUACACGAGUUUCACAGAUCUUCCAGCAGAAACCCAGCCCAAUGUCCUGCAGUUGAACGAGCAUACGGACGGCAAUGCUCGGCCUACCUCAUCAUUCGACUCUCUGAUGCAACUUGCAAAUUUGGAUGAAUGCAUCCAAGAUGCCGUCAAAGUAAGGAUGCAACUGGAAGCAGAUAUCAACAAGAUCCUCGAAGAUAACCGAGAUGGAAAGGACGACAUCGAUGAAGAUACUCUCUCGCUUGACGCUAAUGAGUCGCAGGUCAAAGCUGCUUUGGCCGCUGAACAGAAGCAAUUGCGACAAUUGAAGAAGAAGAGAGACGAACUUCGCGACUCAUUAGCUCGGCGACACGAAGCACUCAAAGCAGGUCUGCAAGCUGAGGCCAAGGCCAAGAGAUUGAUCGAAGAGAGGUCUGUGGCUCAAAGAGAGGUCGAAGCCACACGGAAAGAAGUGGAGAAGGAAUCUGACGGUCAAAUUCGACGCAUCUGUGAAAGCCUGCUCACACUCUUCCCCAUCGAACCAAUCAAGAACCGUACGCUACAAUUCACCAUCCGAGGUAUUCAUCUUCCAAACUCUGUAUAUAAUGAUACCAAUCGCGAUGAGAUUGCGGCCGCCCUUGGCUUUACUAGCCAACUGAUAUAUCAGCUUUCACUCUACUUGUCGGUGCCCCUACCAUAUCCCAUCGAACCAUACGGAUCCCGGUCAUACAUAACAGACCCUAUCUCUGUGGGCUUGAGUCAACGACGAUAUCCCCUGCAUCCAACUACCGUACCCUACAAGUUUGAGUACGGGGUUUUUCUCUUGAACAAGGAUAUCGAGUUCCUCAUGAGCAAAUCUGGUCUCCGAGUGCUUGAUAUUCGACACACGCUUCCCAAUCUCAAAUACUUGCUUUAUGUGCUCACUGCGGGCACAGGUGAAUUACCAGCGAGAAGAGCGGGGGGAGUCAGAGGUUUGCUCAUGGGUGGUCGACUUACACCUACCAUGUCACGAAAAACAAGUGAAGACAACAUUCAAAGUCAGCCCAUGCUUGUCCAACGAGACUCGGCCGAUCUGAAAGUCAAAGCAGACGCAUUAUCGAAGGAGAAAGCAGAUGAGACAGCGGCGAAGGAUCCGUUUGUGAGUACGUCUCCUGUUCACGGUCUUCCCCCCAGAUUCCACAUUCCUAGAUUGCAGGAUAAAUGA
Exophiala aquamarina CBS 119918 is the source of this 1914-nucleotide messenger RNA. RefSeq lists its product as uncharacterized. The transcript has 2 exons. Gene Ontology annotation, biological process: SNARE complex assembly. NCBI's taxonomy places the organism in Eukaryota, Fungi, Ascomycota, Eurotiomycetes, Chaetothyriales, Herpotrichiellaceae. The coding region runs from base 1 to 1914 and encodes 637 amino acids. Gene Ontology annotation, cellular component: lytic vacuole; endosome. The record is from RefSeq and is a predicted model, not a curated record. Gene Ontology annotation, molecular function: SNARE binding.